This is a messenger RNA of Suillus discolor, 1579 nucleotides long. RefSeq lists its product as uncharacterized. The coding region runs from base 149 to 1465 and encodes 438 amino acids. Lineage: Eukaryota; Fungi; Basidiomycota; Agaricomycetes; Boletales; Suillaceae. The transcript is spliced from 4 exons. The record is from RefSeq and is a predicted model, not a curated record.
GUACAAAAAGCGAAGCGCGCGCCUUAUGAGUAAACGAGUUACGUAACGGGGGGCCGAGUGUCGAUGGUGAAUCACUAUGAUACAGUACCAAGAAGUACCAAGAAGUAGAGACUAACUAGGUUUAUUUUCCUGGCGCACAUAGUCCCAGAUGUUCGGUGAAUCUGACUCGGAGAGUCCACGAGUGCCCUCCCCAUGGGACACACUCACUUCCGUACCUCCAACACCCACACACAACGAAAUCCUUCGACGAGGAACACCGCAGCUAGUUCCAGAAAACGAAGAGGGUAAUGUAGAGUACAAGCUUCAUCUCCUUUCUCCUUCCCCCUCUCGCUUUACCCGCCUCGUCACACAACUCAAAUGGCGCCUUCUAGAAGGCGGUGGACAGGCAUACUAUGAGCUUGGUGUUGCCGACUCUGGCGUACUCAUAGGGCUGGAGAGGCGGGAGAUGGAGGAAACAUUGGGUACCCUAGAAGAGAUGGCUGGCGAGAUUGGUGCCAGCGUUAUAGUGGUGAAGGAGAUUGAGGUGCCAGCGGAGGUGAGCGGAGUUGUUGAAAGCUGGGGCGGGGAUGAAAGCAGGCGAAGGAGACGGAGGCAAAUGAUAAAUGAGGACUCAGAGACAACAACGACUACGGAGACCGAACUGGAGACUAUCGAUGCGGACGAUGAUUUUGCAACAACAAGCAGCCACGUGGAAGUGUUCUGCAUGGACAAUGAGGAAGUUGACUCGUUAUCAGACCGUGCGGCACUUACCCUGGACCUCGAGAUUGCGACCGUGUAUAAACCUCGCCCAUUCCGCCGCCGUGUUGCGAGCACUAUGCCAGGCCACUCAGAUAGGCGCAAAGGCAAGGGCAAAAAACCUAAGCAUUUGCUUGCGCACACCCGUGCCCAGCCUAGUUCACAUUCCGAGCAUCAUACACAUCACUUGCACCACUCCAAUGUUCACAACUCAGAUACAGACCCUGUACACUCAACUGAAAUGCAAGCCCACUCAAUGACUGGUAGCAAGCAAUCCAAGCGCCGCGCAGCCAGAGACAAGCGACGUGAGACCAAGCGCGAUCCUCAUCUCAUGCAUGUUCCAACCAUUAACGCUGGGGAAAUGGGCGAGCUGGUCUCAGGCCUAGAAUCCUUUCAUGUCACACUUGAGCCUGAAGGCCUGUGUGUGGCGUUCGUGCCUCCCGAAAUUGAGUCCUCAGUGCAUGACAGUGCACACCUCGAAGACGCUCAAAUUGUCGAAGUAUGCUCUGGGUCACACUCUUCUAUUUUUGCGGAAACAUAUUGUCAGCCCCAACCCGUUGCAAACGAGUUGGCCUCUCCACCUGAUAUCACGCUGAUUCCGUCCAAACUUCCUACUUCUGAGAUCGAGACGGCACUGUCAGAACCUCGGCUCAUCGUCGAGGCGCUUGUUGUUCGAAAAAUGUCACUGGAAGAGGCAUUUUUAGACUUUGGAGGAUUCUCAGCGUGUUGAUACGAAUCUAUUGGAGUGUAGUGUUGUCCAUAUUUACAGUUUUAUGUUGUGCAAUUGCACAUUCGGACUCAUUUCUUGUAUUACAGUUAUAUCAUUAUUCACGGCAGAUGCAAU